Messenger RNA from Mytilus californianus (California mussel), 752 nucleotides. Its product is annotated as cilia- and flagella-associated protein 141-like. Bases 79 to 474 code for a protein of 131 amino acids. The record is from RefSeq and is a predicted model, not a curated record. NCBI's taxonomy places the organism in Eukaryota, Metazoa, Mollusca, Bivalvia, Mytilida, Mytilidae. The transcript is spliced from 5 exons.
UUGGAUGUAAUUUUCCAAUAGCAACCACAGAAGCUUAUUCUUUUUGGAAACAGUAGUUACACAUAUUUUCCCAUCACGAUGAGUCUUUCAACAUCAUUACGUUAUGAACUGAACACAGGGGGUUCAAAAGCAUUUAAAGAAUCACGACUAAGACAACAAGAACGAAUCCAGGAUUCAGGUGAAGGAUCUGUUCAGGAAGAGACAGAUGAAAUGAUGGCAGACAGACAAAAUGUUGUCAGAUUAGAGAAAAUAACCAAUCAGAGAGCAGGAUGGCAUACAAAUUUAGAAAAAGCUAGUUGGAAUAAAAAUAUACAGCACCAAGAUAAAAAAAUCCAAGAAGAAUUAAGAUUAGCUGCUAAAGCAUCUUUAGCUGUCAGACAAAAGGCAUUACAGAACCAAAUAGCAAGAGAUUCAGAGCAGUAUGAACAAGAACUGCACUUAAAAGGGAAGACUUUCUUCAAACAGAGAAUAUAAGUUCAAAGGGUCAAUUAUCUCAAACUGUCAGAUUUUAUUUUUGUUAUAUAAUAAACCCAAGUCUUUGAAAAAAUGUAAAAUGCAUAACAUAAUAUGGAAGAUUAAAUAUGUGGGUAGAAGUUUAUUUGGUGUAAUUAUUUCAAACUGUCAGAUGUUAGUUUUGUUAUAUGAAAAAAAUAUAAGAAGCAUCACAUAAUAUGGAAAAUUAAGUAUGUGGGUAGAAGUUUAUUUGGUUAAAUUAUUACAAACUGACAGAUUUUAUUUUUUAUAUUUAAAAA